UUGGAAAGAAGGCUGCACUGGUACCCCGUUCCGCAGUCGGACACGCUCAGCCUGCGCCGGACAGAGCGACUGCUCGCUCACCGCCCCCCGCCAUCUCCGCGGGCCCCCGCUCUCCCCCGGCAGCCGCCGCCGUCCGCUGCUUGGGAGGAUACUGCCCGGUUCCUGCGAGCCAGGAUUUUACUUUCGCCUCGCCCUUUCUCCUCCUGCUCUGCUUGGAUUACUCGGCUGCUCUUCCUCGGUGAUCCCGCGGCAAUGGAGAAAUCCACUGCAGUAUUAAUCCAAGGAGGUGCUUUGGGGACAGUUGGCAGUACAAUGGCUUCUCAGUACCUCAUAGUGGCUCUGGCCAUUUUCUCCUCUUUUACCCAGGUUGUAAUAGAAGCCAGCUCUUGGUGGUCUUUAGGGAUGAACCCUAUGAACCCCAUGAACCCUGUUCAGAUGUCAGAGGUAUAUAUAAUAGGAGCCCAGCCACUAUGUAGCCAGCUAGCAGGGCUUUCCCAAGGACAGAAGAAACUCUGCCAAUUGUAUCAGGACCAUAUGCAGUUCAUUGGAGAGGGUGCAAAGACGGGCAUUAAGGAGUGCCAGUAUCAGUUCAGACACAGAAGAUGGAAUUGCAGCACUGUGGACAACAACUCUGUUUUUGGCAGAGUCAUGCAGAUAGGGAGCCGAGAGACGGCGUUCACCUAUGCAGUAAGCGCGGCUGGGGUGGUCAACGCCAUGAGCCGUGCCUGCCGGGAGGGUGAGCUCUCCUCUUGUGGCUGCAGCCGAGCUGCACGGCCCAAAGACUUGCCCCGGGACUGGCUUUGGGGAGGCUGCGGGGACAACAUUGAAUAUGGAUACCGCUUUGCCAAGGAGUUCGUUGAUGCUCGGGAGCGCGAGAGAGUUUACCAGCGAGGCUCCUACGAGAGUGCCCGCAUCAUGAUGAACCUGCACAACAACGAGGCCGGGAGAAGAACUGUGUACAACCUGGCUGAUGUGGCAUGUAAGUGCCAUGGUGUCUCUGGUUCCUGUAGCCUGAAGACAUGUUGGCUGCAGCUUGCCGAUUUCCGCAAAGUAGGCGAUGCCCUGAAGGAGAAAUAUGAUAGUGCUGCUGCCAUGAAACUCAACAGCCGGGGCAAGCUGGUGCAAGUGAACAGCCGCUUCAACGCACCCACCAUCCACGACCUGGUCUACAUCGAUCCCAGCCCUGACUACUGUGUGCGCAACGAGAGCACUGGGUCCCUGGGCACCCAGGGCCGCCUUUGCAAUAAGACCUCGGAGGGCAUGGAUGGCUGUGAACUCAUGUGCUGUGGCAGAGGGUAUGACCAGUUCAAGACAGUGCAGCGAGAGCGCUGCCACUGCAAGUUCCACUGGUGCUGCUACGUGAAAUGCAAGCUCUGCACAGAGAUCGUGGACCAAUUUGUGUGCAAAUAGGGAAUGGAUGAGGUGGGAGGAACUGCAGCCACCUGCCAGCAAGGGGUGCAGGCCCUUCUCCUUUUCCACAGGACAAUCUCCACUUUAUUUAUAGAGUUCAACGAUUUGUUGUCUUCUUUCAAAAGCAAAACAAACAACAACAACAACAAAAAGAGCAGGGGUAAGGAAAAAGAAAAAAGAGAAAAAGAAAAAAAAAAAAAGGAAAAAUACAGAGGUUGCAAAGAAGUGCCUGGAAACGCUGUCUGCGUCCAUCCCAGAACUGUGUGCGUCUUAUAUUUUUGGCAAUAAUGGGGGAGAACCUGAGAAUAUUUAUUUUACAAAGUAAAAAAAUAAAUUGACUUUUCUUAAUAGAGUAGUUUGAGGGGAAAAAAAUUCAACAUAUCCUAAUUUAGUCCCACGGGACGUAAUACGUGUGCAGUAGGCAGAGCAAACCAUGUAAUAUGCUUGGGAUGUUAGAACAAUCCUUAUGGAUGUGAGGAACACACAGACCUGUCCAUGACUUUUAGUUUCAGACACUAGAAGUUAUUAGAAUAGGGCAUAUAAAGCUGUUCAGUACAUUUAGGGCUCUGUAAAUAAGGGGUAUAUUCAUCACAAAGUGCACUAUCAGUUGCAUACCUGAAUGUGCCUGCUUAAGUACACAAUGCCAUCAGAGGGUAAAGAGCAAAGGAUCAUAAAGGCUUCAACUCUGCUAUUCUUGAGUCACCAUGUCUGGUUCCUGAACCUAACAAGACCGAAAAAAACCCAAACCAAAAACCCAAUUAAAAAACCCCAAAACAAACAAACAAAAAUCUGUCUUGUUGAAUAAUAAAGAUAUUCCUCAAGGCAGCAUUUUCCCUGUUAGCUAGUUGUGGAGUUUUGAGUGUCUCGUCUGACAGAACAGUGCUUCACUGUUGCUGGGUGUGGAGAACAGUGAGGUGCAGAUAGUGUGGAGCACUGUAGCUAGGUGGAUGGGAGCUGCAGUGCUUGCACAGUAUUGGUCUCCCAUCCUGGAAAGCUCACAGAAAAUAGAAUUCCCCAAAUUUGAAAAUGCCUUAAAAAUAGUGUAAUCGCUGGCUGUCUUUCAAAACACAGCUUGAUAAAUAACUCCUCUUAAUUUUAUGUGAGAAAAUAAAUCAUUAGAUAUCCAGCCUUGGAAUGAUUAUUAUUUUUUUUUCAGAUUUUGGGAACACUUUCAUUCAAGGAGACAAUAGUUUCAUAUUUUAAUAACAUUAGCUGGCUAUUAUACUUCAAUGAAAUGUUGCAGCAAUACCAAAUUUAUCAUCCUAUGUCUUUAGAUACACAUGCUUUAGAUAAUAUAUUGCAGAUAUACACUACAACUGUUCAGACUAUACUUGAGCAGUUACAUAUAUAUGGGAGAACUGUGGUCUGCUGGUGUCUGAUAUUUCAAAGGUUCUUGUACAUACAUAUUUUAAUGAUUUAAGAAAUAAUAAAAUGACUAAAUUGCAGGGGCAGUUCAUGCCCCAUUUUCUUUUUCAGAUUUCUUCAGGUUUUUAGAUUGAUUGUAAACUUCUGGUGUUUGGUUUUGGUUUUUUUUGUUCUGUUCUUUUGGGGUUUUGUUUGUUUGUUUUUAUCUCCAAUUUUAUUAUCAUUUGAUUGGUCUGUUUAGUUUGUUGGUUCAUUUUAAGGAUAGUCACAAAGAAGCAAGCCUCUUCCCAGACGCAGGACUUCUUGAGCAGUUGGUGGAGGCAGUGCCCUGCAUUUAAUUGAUACCGGUCUAGAGAUUGCUUCUAUUCCACUCUUGCAUUAAGGGCAUUAUUGCUUAUUGCUGAAAGGAGACACCUUCCAACUCUAAGACAUGCUGCAUUUGGCCCUUGCUUUUCAGUUUUUGAAAUGGAAAUGGUUAUUGUUGAACAAUAUGCGUUCCCUCUGAGUAGUUACACAGGAUUUCAUCAUUGGUUCAGAUGCUUCUUUCCAACUCAGUCCCAUCCAGUGAGUUAAAAGAAAGUGGUCUUUCAAAUACCAAGUGAGGAAAAUCAUUCACUUUAGCCUAGUUGUACUAAAGCCUUAACUUUUCAUGAGCCUUUAAGCUGUAUCAUUAACUUCAUCUUGAUCAUUUGUCAGCUUCUUAAAUGGCGCUUUAUUGCUCUUAAUUUAUUGUACAAGGACAUAUUUACCCCUCAUCUUCAGAUGUUUGCAAAGAAUAUCUUUAAAAUAAGAUAAAUAAAUAAAGCACUAAUUCAUUGAAUAUGUCACUUUGGUUUUUAUUAUACAAAAACCAUGAAUUUUUUUUUUUUCCUUUUUCAUUUGCUGAAUCACCUCAUGGUCCUUUUUAGUGACUUUUGUCUAAGCAAAAUCUGAAUCUCAUGAUCCUAGCUUUUGAAACACUAUUUAAUGUAAAAUACUUUCCUUGUCGUUCAGAUAUGUAAAUCUCCUAUGUCCUUUCCUCUGUUCUGUACAUUUAAUGUACAUAUUUCUGUCUUGCGUGAUUUGUA
Messenger RNA from Dryobates pubescens (Downy woodpecker), 3842 nucleotides. RefSeq names its product Wnt family member 5A (gene WNT5A). Gene Ontology annotation, biological process: canonical Wnt signaling pathway; cell fate commitment; multicellular organism development. The coding region runs from base 253 to 1410 and encodes 385 amino acids. The record is from RefSeq and is a predicted model, not a curated record. Gene Ontology annotation, cellular component: extracellular region. Gene Ontology annotation, molecular function: cytokine activity; frizzled binding. NCBI's taxonomy places the organism in Eukaryota, Metazoa, Chordata, Aves, Piciformes, Picidae. The transcript is spliced from 5 exons.